UAUUGCAUACGAAAUGCAGUACAUUUUAUUUUAACUGCGCACAGAACUAUGCAACACUAUUCUAUUCUAGGCAAUAUUUGCUUCUCAUCCGCAUCCCAGGCAACAAUCACUGUCCUUAGCAUAUUUUGAAAUUACAGUUUGGAGGAAAGGGAGGAGAAAUGAUUCGGUUUCCCUAAAUUCACCUGUACUGCCGCCUCCUGGACGGACGCGCCUCUUAGCGCGAAUGGUGUAGUAUAAGCGCUCUAGCCAUAUAUGAGACUCAUCCAAAGCGGGAGAGCAGCGCGCAGCCGACGGGAUGGACAGGAGUGUGAUGCCAACGUUCAGUGCCCUCUUUCUGCUCGGGGUCUUACUGACGGGGACGGGAGCCACGGAGAGAAGCCGGGGAACAGGAAUGCUCGGGGAGAGGGACAAGGAAAACGGCGUGGAGAGCCCGUGCGAGGUUAAAACAGUAACAGUGUCUACACUGCCCGUUCUCCGGGAAAAUGAGUUCAGUUUUACCGGUGGAGGUUCGGGGAGUGUGGCUGGUGGUGGAGGUGGAGGAGGUGUCGAUGGUGGUACUGGUGGCGGCGGCGGCGGGGGAGGAGGGGAGUCUCAGCUCCUGCUCUUCGUCAGGACAGACGUACCUGGAAGAAUAUCUGUUUUGGAUGACCUCGACAACACUGCUUUGCCGUACUUCACGCUUGAGAUGUCCGGGACAGGAGCAGAGAUCUCCCUGGUGCACUGGAAGCAGCAGUGGCUGGAGAAUGGGACACUCUACUUCCAUGUGUCCCUGAGCAGCGCCGAGCAGCUGUCUCAGGUGACCCCGCCCCCAGCGCAAGAGCCCGCCCACGUCCUGCACGAGCACGUGCACCUGCUGCACAUCUCCGUCAUGGGAGGUCUGAUUGCUUUGCUCCUGCUGAUCCUCCUCUUCACCAUGGUCCUGUUUGCGAGGAGGCGCUGGUGCAGGCGCAGACGGGCGCCCCAGAAGAGCGCCAGCACCGAGGCCACGCACGAGAUCCACUACAUCCCGUCUGUCCUGCUGGGCCCCCAGGCCCGCGACAGCUUCCGGAACUCCCGCCUGCAGCCGUGCGGCUCCGUCAUCGGCAUGCCCAUCCGCGAGACGCCCAUCCUGGACAACUAUGACUGUGAGGAGGACGAGCAGCUGGAGCGGCAGCAGACCGACCACCUGCGCAGCCAGACCCCCGACUGCGCACGGGACGCCGAUGCAGGCUGGCAGGCAGGCCACACGCCAGGCGGCCUGGGGGACGAGGACCUGCAUCACAAAAUGGGCCUGGACAACAAGAGAGUCCUGGACUCAAACCAAGAGACGGUGGAGGCAUUGAUGCUGAAGUUUAAGGAGAGCUUCCGCACCAACACGCCCAUAGAGAUUGCACAAUUGCAGCAGGUCACACGCAGCUCUUCAACCGGGAGGAAGAGACGGCGCAGCCGCUCCAGAGGUGGCGGGGUGUAUGGGCACCCGGGAGAUUCAGGCUCAGAGGCAGACGAUGAGACACAGCUGAAGUUCUACACAGAACAACACAGGGGGCGCCGUCGCAGCAAAGGUUCUCCACGCAGCCCUGUGAACAAGCCCACUCUGACGCUUAUCACCAUUAGCACCUGCAUCCUGGCCGUGGUGUACAGCAGCCAGAUGUCCUGUCCCCUUACCGUGAGGGUGACCCUGCACGUCCCUGAGCACUUCAUCGCUGACGGGAGCAGUUUUGUGGUCAGUAUGGGCAGCUACCUAGACGUGUCAGACUGGCUGAACCCUGCUAAGCUGACCCUCUACUACCAAACCAACUCCACUUCCCAGUGGGUGAGGGACUACUGUGGCCAGCGAACCACUGACCCCUGUGAGCAGCUGUGUGACCAGGACACAGGUGAAUGCAGCUGCCAUGAGGGCUACUCCCCCGACCCCGUCCACAAGCACCUCUGCGUCCGCAGCGACUGGGGCCGCAACGAAGGUCCCUGGCCUUACGCCAACCUGGAGAAGGGCUACGACCUGGUUACUGGGGAACAAGGACCGGAAAAAAUAUUCAGGACCACAUACAGCUUGGGGCAGGGUCUGUGGCUGCCCGUCAGUAAGAGUUUUGUUGUACCCCCGGUGGAGCUGUCAAUCAACCCGCUGGCAAGCUGCAAGACGGACGUCCUAGUCACCGAGGAUCCCGGGGAUAUCAGGGAGGAGUCCAUCAUGUCCACGUACUUUGAGACGGUGGACGACCUGCUGUCCUCCUUUGGUCCCGUGCGGGACUGCUCCAAAGACAACGGCGGCUGCAAGAAGAACUUCAAGUGUGUGUCGGACCGGCGGGUGGACUCCUCGGGCUGCAUGUGUCCUGAGGGAUUGCGGCCAAUGAAAGAUGGCUCAGGUUGCUAUGACUACUCGAAGGGCACGGACUGUUCCGAUGGGUUCAACGGGGGCUGUGAGCAGCUGUGUCUCCAGCAGCUGGUGCCCCUCCCAGAGGACCCCACCUCCAGCAAUGUGCUCAUGCUCUGUGGAUGCGUGGAGGAGUACAGGUUGGCUCCAGAUGGCCGCACCUGUGUGUUACAGUCAGAGGUAUGCGAGGGCCCGGCUUGUCAGCGACACAGUACCCGCUUCAACAACACACUCUUCGGAGAAAUGCUUCAUGGCUACAACAACAAGACCCAGCAGGUGCACCUGGGCCAAGUGUUCCAGAUGACGUUCAGGGACAACAACUUCAUCAAGGACUUUCCCCAGCUGGCUGAUGGACUGAUGGUCAUCCCACUGCCUGUGGAAGAGCAGUGUAGAGGGGUGCUGUCUGAACCGCAGCCUAACCUGCAGCUUCUCACUGGAGAUGCCCAGUUCAAUGAGGCCAUGGGAUAUCCCAUGGUGCAACAGUGGAGAGUCCGCAGUAACCUGUAUAAGGUGAAGCUCAGCUCUAUCACACUGUCUGCAGGUUUUUCCAAGGUGCUCAAGGUGCUGAACGCAGAGAGCACUCGCGAGGAGCUGCUGUCCUUCAUCCAGCAGUUUGGCAGCCACUACGUCUCGGAGGCCCUCUACGGCUCCGAGCUCACCUGCACCAUCUACUUCCCCAGCAAGAAGGUCCAGCAGCAGCUCUGGCUCCAGUACCAGAAAGAAACCACCGACCUAGGCAGCCGGAGGGAGCUGAAGUCCAUGCCCUUCAUCACCUACCUGACCGGCCUGCUGGCCGCGCAACGGCUCUCGGAGGACCACCUGGUGGCGGGCGUGGAGAUCCGCUGCGAGGAGAAGGGUCGCUGCCCAUCCGCCUGCCACCUGUGCCGACGCCCAGGCCUGCAACAGCCCAGCCCCACGCCCGUCCUGCUGGAAGUCACCCGCAUCGUGCCCCUCUACAGCCUGGUGCAGGACAACGUCACCAAGGCGGCUUUCAGAAGUGCCACCAUGAGCUCAUACUGGUGUGCGGGGAAAGGUGACGUCAUCGAGAACUGGUGCCGCUGCGACCUGAGCGCGUUCGGCAAGGACGGCCUGCCCAGCUGCAGCCCACUGCGCCAGCCUGUCCUGCGUCUGGCCCCACACCUGGAGCCGUCCAGCACCAUGGUGGCACUGGAGUGGCUGGACGUGGAGCCCCUCAUUGGCUGCAAAGUGUCCGACUACAUCAUCCAACACAAGAAGGUGGAGGAUCCAUCAGAGGCUGAGAUUUACACAGGGGAGGUGCUGAGCUUCUCUGAUGACCUUCUUUCGGGGCUGGGCUCUUCAUGCAUCGCGGCAGGAAGACGUCACGGGGACCACGCCCACUCCGUCCUCUACUCCCUGGUGUUCAAGUGCUUGGAACCUGACAGCCUGUACAAGUUCACGCUCCACGCGGUUGACAGCCGAGGACGGCGCUCUGAAUCCAGCUUCGUCUUUGUCAGGACUUCCUGUCCCAUGGUGGACGACAUCAGAGCAGAGGAAAUCGCGGACAAAGUUUACAACCUGUACAACGGCUACACCAGCGGGAAGGAGCAGCAGACUGCUUACAAUACCCUGAUGGAGAUCUCUCCGCCCAUGCUCUACCGCGUCCAGCACCACUACAACUCCCACUACGAGAAGUUUGGCGACUUUGUGUGGCGGAGUGAGGACGAACUGGGGCCCAGGAAAGCCCACCUGAUUCUGCGCAGGGUGGAGAGGAUCAGCGAGUACUGCGGGACCCUCUUGCGCAGCGCCUACAUACAGAGCCGGACAGACACUGUGCCGUACGUCUUCUGCAGGAGAGAGGACGCGGCCCCCUCCGGGUCCAUGUGGCACAGCUCCCUGCAGGAGACACAAGUGUCCUGCACAGAGAAACUGAUGUCUGUCCCGCGAAACACGUAUGGAGACUCCAAACUGCGAUGAGAGGCCCCCCGUCCCCACCUGCGGCCCCCUCUACCAGCUCGUGGAGACCCUCCCCCCACCCUACCCCUGUGUGGCCUUUGCCUCCGACCCCCACUACAGCACCAUUUUGGCCUCUCUCCCUAGAAAAACUCGGACAACAGAAAUUCAUAACUGUAAAACUGAAAGAAAGAAAAAAUAAAUAAAAUGACUUUUGAGAUGAGUCUUUUUAUAUAAAAAAUAAGAUGUGGAGAAACAAAACAACAAAAAAAACUGAAGUAUGUUUAAGACAUGUAUUUAAAGUUAACACUGUUUUACAAAAAGAGAGCUGAAGGGGUGUGUUAAAAGGGCAUGUAAAUGAUCCUCCCCCCAGGUAGUAGAUGGUUGUUUGAGAACAGAAAUGAUGUCCUAAUGUAGUAUAGCAUUUUUUUGGUUCCCCAAGGUAACUUUGCAUAGUUUGUAUGUUAGGCCUAUGAAUACAAAACAACAACCAUCUACCCAACCAACCAGUCUACCAGUUAGCCAAUCAGAGCUACACAACGGCAGCGUGUGUUGAGGCAGGGACAGUCAGAGUAUUUGUUACUUUAUAAUACUUGAAUCUACGGGCACGGAGAAAACUUUGCACGCCCCACAGAGCUCUCGCUACACAGCACAGCGCAGAAGGGGUGCAGAGGGGAUGAUGUCAUUAGUGGCGGGGUACUUGAGCUGCACCGGCAAGCGGGAGCCUUUGGGUGAGAUCCAUUGAUUCUGCUCCUUUGUACGACGUGGUCUUUUACCGCUAACGUUUCUGUGAGUGAGUAAAGCAUGUGCAGGAUUGAGAACAGGAGGGCCUGCAGCCAAGAGGAAAGAGAAAAACAAUGGAGGAAGUGAAAACUGACGAGAAGAAUGUGAUGAUGUGUCGGUGCGGCAUAUUUAAAAAAUGAGAGCUAGUCAUUCACCAGUAAACAAUAAAGGAUUCCACUUAAACGUGUCAUUUAAAAAUGCAAAAAUCCUUAUUUUUUCUGUUGUAAUAUGGAAUUUUUUUGUAUUUUCUUUUAAUUUAUACUGGCUCUGAAUGUGCUUAUCUGAACAAACCGCAACAGCAACAGCGGGGCCAGCCCUACAAAUGUGAAUGUCUGACUGAGUGACUGAGUGAGUGAUGAAGUUACACCAUUGGUCGGCCGAGUUAUGAAGUUACACCAUUGGUCGGCCGGAUCACGUGUGUUAGGUCCAGCUAUAUACUAGGUUUUGACCUGGUCUUGUUUAGGUUGAUACCAUUUUUGAUUGAUCUUAUAUUUUUAAUGUAUUUAUUUUUUCUUCAAAUUUGGAGUGGCAUUGGUCUAAAUAGCUAUUUCUUUCACCGUAUAUUUUUUAAAUGAUAUAAUAUAAAAUGUGGUUAUGGUUUUGAUUAAGUGUCCUGUUAUAAGCUUGACGGAUAGUUUGAAAUGAAAAUCUGGUUUACAGUCAAAUAUAUUGAACUAAGUAAAUAAAGCAGCAAUUUGGAGUUUUUGAAAAAGUUUAUUUAUCUGUGUAACCACCAAGUUAAAUGACCUAAUUUUAUGAUUUUGUUUCUGAACUACUUUUCAUAUAUAAAUGUUUUUGUGCAUUAUUCCUCUUGGAUAGGCAAAAUGAUUUAUUUAAAGUUUGUGUUCUGGUAGUUGGCAAAGAUGGGGAAAUAUUGAAAUAUUGUAUGUUUUUAUUGUCAAUAUUCAGUAUUCUCUAUAUCCACAUUCUUUGCUUGAAUGAAAAAAACCGACUGUUAACAGAAUUGUCACAUCAAAUACAUUUCAUAUGGAGAAUUGAAUACAGUUUGUGAAAGAGCUUGUUACUGCAAGAAUGUUUGUGCCAAUGGAAUUACAAUACAAUUGGGUUACUCUAGAUGUUUUUUGUUGUCUUAAUAUCAGGGCAUCUAUCUCUAAGCUUAACUGUUUUUUUAAUUAAUUGUUGUUAAAACAAUUAAUUGUACAACUAGUUAAUCACAAUGACACUUCAUGUGUUAAAUAUUAAUAUCUAUUACUUGGCUUAUGCAGAUAUUAGGUAUCACUGAACACCACAGUGUCAUUUUUAUAUAGAAAUGGUGCUUUUAAAGAACAUAAUUACUUCAGAGAUUUGGAAGUUGGAAAAUGAUGGGAAGGACUGCCAUAAAACAAGAAGUUUUACUUGCGGUUUCAGUUUCUGUCAAUAAUGCUACUGGACUGCACUUCCUAGAGUCCUCAUGAAAACACCAAGGGCAUUCAGCAAGCACAGCAAUCCCAAACAUUCCCUGUUGUAACUCUGUAAACGUUACAUUAAAAAUGACAUCCCUGGCACCAAAUGUUCGGAUUCUUUAAGCAGUGACCAGCUGUGUGGCUGCAGUCAGAAGACAUUCAGAGAGCAUGUUUAAUCUAUUGUUUACUCACACUGAUUUGGGCCACGCAUCACUAACAUAGCUGUUAAUUCAGCAGUAUUGGCUGCUGAAGCACGCUAUAGCCAUUCAUGGGAGUGUCUGUCAUCAAGUUCAAUGCGUGCUUGUGUAGCAAACAUGAUCGUAUUGAAUCUUUUUCUCUGCAUAAGGAAACAGAAACGUUUCAUUAAAUGUAAAUGCAUGUUUAUGGAAAAUAGCAAAUAGCACAGUAAUAUUAAAAAUAAUGUGCACCAUCUUUCAAGUCAUUUAGAUGUUGUACACAUUUAUUGACAUGAAUCCUGGAAUCUGCAUACCACCAAGAAUGCAGUGUGAACAACUGCUUGGAAUGUACUUUUACAAUGCGUCGUUAUAUUUAUUUGUAUAUUUGCCCAGCUUCCUCAUAAUCAGAGGUAAUCAAUGCCCAUCAUUAUACAUAUAUUGAGAAAAUAAAAAUAUGUAUAGGUUGCUCAACAUAAGGCCACAAACUAUUUGGAUGAAGACUGGUAUGUAACAAUGCAUACUAUAAUUUUCUGUCUUCCCAAAUAUGCAGCAACACAUUCUAGGAAUUUAUAUGCCGUGACUUGCGUACUUGAGUUCCGGAACAGCAUUUCUUAUGUCAGCAACAAAAUUCCCUGCUUCUAAACAUUCCUGGUAAUGCUAAAUAUGGAUUUUGGAAAACAGCCCAGGCUGCAGUUGGAAGUUUCCCUGGUUGGCCAGUAGGGGGUAGUGCUCCCUUUCAACUAUACCAAAAAUGUUGGUACCACAGUCCUGGGAUCGGAACACUGUUCUAAAGGAGGUGCUGUCUUUUGGAUGAGAUGUUAUGCCAAGGUUCUGAUUUACUUGUCUUUAAUGAUCCCACAGCAGUAAUAAGGGGGUGUUAGCCCUAAUUAACCCACGCCUAGUUCCUAAUCUAGCCUUCUCAGUCUAGCCAUAAUAUUGUGGUCCACCGCAAAUGAGAACGUGGUUCUCAGUUGACCUUCCUGGUGAAAUCGAGGGUUAGUGUUUUGUGGUGAUGUGCUUUGCUUAAUGCAGCUAUUGAGUUCAAUAGACUGAGGAAUGUCAGGUUGAAGGUCUCUGGUGAGUGAGCAGAAUGGACACUUAUACAUACAUCCUCAAAUUGUGUUUUUAGCUGGAAGCAAGCACUGUGGGUUCUGGAACCCUAUUGUUUUAAUUUUAUUUUUUUGUAUGCCCUAAAAGUGUUUGCACAGCAAAAACUGAACAUCAUAGAGCAACCAAAUUUGGCAGGUUGGUUCCCAUUCUUACCUACUACUCAAAUAACAAAAAAACA
This is a messenger RNA of Anguilla anguilla (European eel), 7911 nucleotides long. Its product is annotated as astrotactin-2-like. The transcript is spliced from 23 exons. Gene Ontology annotation, biological process: neuron migration; neuron cell-cell adhesion. Gene Ontology annotation, molecular function: protein binding. Bases 296 to 4285 code for a protein of 1329 amino acids. NCBI's taxonomy places the organism in Eukaryota, Metazoa, Chordata, Actinopteri, Anguilliformes, Anguillidae. The record is from RefSeq and is a predicted model, not a curated record.